Messenger RNA from Doryrhamphus excisus (bluestripe pipefish), 3868 nucleotides. It is a transcript of the gene ppp4r3b, whose product is annotated as protein phosphatase 4, regulatory subunit 3B. The record is from RefSeq and is a predicted model, not a curated record. Gene Ontology annotation, molecular function: protein phosphatase activator activity. Gene Ontology annotation, biological process: DNA damage response; protein dephosphorylation. Gene Ontology annotation, cellular component: nucleoplasm; protein phosphatase 4 complex. NCBI's taxonomy places the organism in Eukaryota, Metazoa, Chordata, Actinopteri, Syngnathiformes, Syngnathidae.
AUAUAACUCAUUAAAUAUGUAUGUAAAAAUUAAUUUUGGCACAAAAUUUAAUACGUAAUUACAAUAUAAAGUAAAGUAAUUGUAGUUGAUUGUUAUCGUGAUUGUAGCGUGAAUUGGUUCGUUUGUUUGACAUGUUUUUGAGGAUUUGCGUUUUAGUUUUAUUAAGUUCGUUGCGUUACGUGAUUUUCAUGAUAAGAAUUGGUAAUUAUUUCCUCUUUGGGUGCAUUUGAUUGACGUCGAGCGACCCAAAGAGCAGAAGAUCGGAUUACAAGAUGGCGCCCAGUGGACGUUAGCGAGGAGGCCGCCGUAGUUGUUGUCUUCCUGGCAUUUUUUUAAAAAAACUAUUCCGAACGAGGGCUCCACUUUGACUUUUUCCGUCGCCGGGUAUGCUAAGGAGGCAGUAGGCAUUUCUCCAGCACUUUGGUUUCACGCUGCAUGUUCCAUAACAUGCGGCUGCAAACAAAGUUGUCAGGCUAGGGAGGAAAACAGAAAGACGGCGAAAGGCGUAGUAGCUCGUUAGCAGUACAGCUAGCCUGCUAGCUCCCGGACUCCCUUCACAAUGUCGGACACUCGGCGGCGUGUGAAGGUUUAUACGCUGAACGAAGACCGACAGUGGGACGAUCGGGGUACCGGGCACGUUUCGUCCACCUUUGUGGAGCGCCUCAAGGGGAUAUCUUUAUUGGUUCGUGCCGAAUCGGACGGAUCACUUUUGUUAGAGUCGAAGAUUAGCCCCAAUACUGCAUAUCAAAAACAACAGGACACGCUGAUCGUCUGGUCCGAGGCCGACAAUUAUGAUCUGGCUUUGAGUUUCCAGGAGAAGGCAGGCUGCGAUGAGAUCUGGGAGAAGAUUUGCCAGGUGCAAGGGAAGGACCCCGCUCUGGACAUCACCCAGGACCCCAUUGACGAGUCAGAGGAGGAGCGUUUUGAGGAGAUCCCAGAGACAAGCCACCUCGUCGAGCUGCCCCCCUGCGAGCUGAGCCGCCUGGAGGAGAUAGCCGACCUGGUGACGUCGGUGUUGUCGUCGCCCAUCCGUAGGGAAAAACUGGCUUUGGCCCUCAUGAACGAAGGCUACCUCAAGAAACUGCUGGGCCUCUUCAGAGUGUGCGAGGACCUGGACAACAGGGAAGGCCUCCAUCACCUCUAUGAGAUCGUCCGGGGCGUCCUGUUCCUCAACAAAGCCGCCCUCUUUGAGGUGAUGUUCUCCGACGACUGCAUCAUGGACGUGGUGGGCUGUCUGGAGUACGACCCUGCGCUGGUCCAGCCCAAGCGGCACCGGGAGUUCUUGACCAAGACGGCAAAGUUCAAGGAGGUCAUCCCCAUCACGGACUCUGAGCUACGGCAGAAGAUCCACCAGACCUACCGUGUGCAGUACAUCCAGGACAUCAUCCUUCCCACGCCUUCGGUUUUUGAGGAGAACUUCUUGUCCACGCUUAACUCCUUCAUCUUCUUCAACAAGGUGGAGAUCGUCAGUAUGUUGCAGGAGGAUGAGAAGUUCCUCACUGAGGUUUUUGCACAGCUCACAGAUGAAUCCACAGAGGAGAGUAAACGGCGGGAACUUGUGAACUUCGUCAAGGAGUUCUGUGCGUUCUCGCAAACGCUGCAGCCUCAAAACAGGGACGCCUUCUUCAAAAUGCUGGCAAAUCUCGGCAUUUUGCCUGCGCUGGAAAUAGUCAUGGGAAUGGAUGACCUGCAGGUGAGGGCGGCGGCCACAGACAUCUUCUCCUACCUGGUGGAAUUCAGCCCGUCCAUGGUCAGAGAGUUUGUCAUGCAGGAGCCACAGCAGACUGAUGAUGACGUGCUCCUCAUCAAUGUCGUCAUCAAGCAAAUGAUUUGCGACUCUGACCCCGAGUUAGGCGGCGCCGUCCAGCUGAUGGGGCUGCUCAGGACGCUAAUCGACCCUGAAAACAUGCUGGCCUCCACCAAUAAAACGGAAAAGACGGAAUUCCUGAGUUUCUUCUACAAGUACUGCAUGCACGUUCUAACCGCACCGCUGCUGGCCAACACGGCUCAUGACAAAAACUCAAAGGGUGAGCGGGGCUGCAGACAUGCUACGUUCUCAAUGUGUGCGACAAAUGGAGGUUCUCACUCUUUUAUGCUUGCUUUUUCCAAAGAUUUACAAGAGGGAUCCACCAAGAUCAACCCUGUGUGUCCAGAUAACUUUCAGACGGCUCAGCUGUUGGCGCUGAUCCUGGAGCUGCUGACCUUCUGUGUGGAGCACCACACGUACCACAUCAAGACCUACAUCAUGAAUAAAGACCUGCUGAGGAGAGUGCUUGUGCUCAUGAACUCCAAGCACACCUUCCUUGCUCUUUGCGCCCUGCGUUUCAUGCGCAGGAUCAUCGGUCUCAAGGACGAGUACUACAACCGCUACAUCAUCAAAGGGAACCUGUUUGAGCCGGUCAUCAACGCCCUGCUGGACAACGGCACGCGAUACAACCUCCUCAACUCGGCCAUCAUCGAGCUCUUUGAGUUCAUCAAAGUGGAGGACGUCAAGUCCCUCAUUGCUCACAUCGUGGACAACUUCUACAAAGCACUUGAAUCCAUCGAGUACGUGCAGACCUUCAAGGGCCUGAAAGAUCGAUACGAGCAGGAGAAAGACAGGCAGAGUCAGAAGCUCACAAGAUUUCGCAGAGAUGCUCGAUCUUUGGACGAGGACGAAGAGCUGUGGUUGAACGACGAGGAAGACGACGACGAAGCAGACGCCGUGGACAAGAGCCGAAUGGAGGACGACUACUCUGACGGCUACGGCAAAUACAUGGAGGCCAAAAAAGCAGGCGCCGCCAACGGAGCCAACAACGGCAAAGCCGCCGCUCUCCCGCCAUCCUCGCCCGCCGCCACACCCAACAACAGCUCGACAUCCUCGGUCAAGACGGUCGCUCUGCCCGCCUCUCCUGUAGUGAAGACGACUCUGGUUGGCUUGGUGGACUACCCUGACGACGAGGAUGAAGAGGAAGAAGACGAGGAGGAGCACUCCCCGAGAAAGCGUCCCCGCCUGAGCUGUUAAGGCUGAAUGUCCCCCCCAGUGUCGCGUAGGUCCCGCCGGGACGGGCGUCACGGUCCCUCCUGUUCUCUAGCUGGACUUGGUCACUGGUGCCCCCCCUGGAACUGUUCGGACCACGUCAAGGCGGAAUUAAGACCACCUCGCUCCAUUCCUCCUCCCGAGGACCUUCACUAACCUUUAACUAACUCACGGCUCGCCUCCUCCAUCGCCGUCCCAGGUCUGACCCACACUGUCCUCCUAGCCCUCCACACCGACGCCACCAGAGAGGCUACAGCGGAAAUACAAGUGCCAAGGCCGUCUCCUGUUUGCUGCCUCUGUUGCUAUAGCAACAGAGGCUAAUGUGCUACAGGAAUCGCCUCAUCCCCACCUCCCUCCCCCCAUCCAAGCCCGAGCCGCUGAGCUACGCGAUGGAGGCAGCCCGUGGACACACCGUGCCACAGGCCAGUCAGGCUAGCAGGACUAGCCCUCGUAGUUGUUAGGACGCUUGACUGGCCGCUCCAUGUCGUUGGUCACGCAUGUCCAACUGUGAACCAGGAACACAGGAGCAGGACUCAACGCCACAAGACACGUCUCAGGCGACCAGGGAUCCCGUAUUUCACCACUUUUGUUAAAAAGUACUGUACAGAUGAUGAUUUUUUUUUUCCCUUUUGCCUCUUUUUAAAUCAUUUGCCCGUUUCAUUUGGAAAGGGGGACAGCAAUACUCACCCAACUGUUUUUUUUUUUUUUAAUUUGUAAUCAUCGCACAGCGGUGGUGUCAUUGUUCUCCCUUUCAGUCCAGUUCCUUUGAUUCAAUGUAAGUUGCAAAUGCUGGUUUUAAAAAAACAAACAAACAUUAAAACUGCAGUAAAUUCACUUUUGCAGCCAACA